AUGGCAAGGGAAGUGAGCCGGGGACCAAGGUGUCAAAUGAAAAACGAUUCAUCUGAUAAUUGUCUCCCAGGUGUGGAAGAUGCAGCGGUGAGAUUCCCUCAUGUCUCCUCCUGCCGGUCGCUCCACACCAGCAGCCGGCUGGGAAACAAGCAGGACUUCUAUGAGGUGUUGGGUGUUUCCCGCACCGCCACAAAGAAGGAUAUCAAAAAGUCCUAUUACCAGUUGGCAAAGAAAAGUCACCCAGACGCCAACCCAGACGACCCAGGGGCCGAAGCAAAGUUUGUUAAACUGGCUGAAGCCUAUGAGGUGCUAAGCGACGAGGUGAAGAGGAGGCAAUACGACCACGGUCAAGCCGGCGCCGGCUCGACUGGGGUCCAUCUUGAGGAGCUCUUCAGGACCAUCUUAAGAUGGUUCAUCGGAGGAAUGGGCUUUGGAGAUAGCAUGUUCGAUCAAAGUCCAGAGUUUGUGAUGGAGCUCACCUUUAUAGAGGCAGCAAAGGGAGCAGAUAAAGAGCUGACUCUAAACAUUCAAGACUCCUGUCCACGGUGCAAUGGGAUGGGAAGGGAGCCGGGGACCAUGGUGUUACCAUGCCCCUACGGCACCGGGGUGGAGUUGAACAGCACUGGUCCCUUCCUGAUGUACAGCACCUGCCUACGCUGCGGUGGGAAGGGAUCCAUCAUCACCACGCCCUGCGCUCUGUGCCGAGGGUCGGGUCAGAUGAAGAAGAGGCAGACGGUCACUGUACCUGUACCUGCUGGUGUGGAAGAUGGUCAGACAGUGAGCAUGCCAGUGGGUAAAACAGAUAUCCUCAUCACAUUUAGGUACAGUCAUUUCAACACAGCUAUGACACCCAUGCUCCAGGAGCUGGACCUUUUUGAAAUGAUUCUAAGCAGUGAGGAAAGUGUCCCCCAUGGGGGCACGGCCAACGUACAGGGUCUCUACCAAACCAUCAGUAUGAUAAUUCCUCGCAGUUGUCAGGACCAUCAGGUGAUCCGGCUGGAGGGGAAAGGGAUUAGGAGGAUGAACGGCUACGGACAUCAUUAUGUUCACCUCAAGAUACGAGUCCAUAAGAAGGUGACGGAUCGCCAGCGCUCUAUGCUGCUGAGUUACGCGGAGGAGGAGACGGACGUGCAGGGAACCGUCACCGGCGUCAACCCCUCAGCAGGUCAGGGUCAACCAGAGGAGGGACAGCAAGCGAAGAAGAAGGAGGAGGAGGGGGGAUUCUUCUCUAAACUAAAGAAAAUGUUUAGCUGA
Molecule: messenger RNA, 1254 nt
Organism: Limanda limanda (common dab)
Lineage: Eukaryota; Metazoa; Chordata; Actinopteri; Pleuronectiformes; Pleuronectidae
Product: dnaJ homolog subfamily A member 3, mitochondrial-like
Exons: 12
Coding region: 1-1254 (417 amino acids)
Biological process (GO): negative regulation of apoptotic process; mitochondrion organization; protein folding
Cellular component (GO): mitochondrion
Molecular function (GO): heat shock protein binding; protein kinase binding
Source: RefSeq, a predicted model, not a curated record